Messenger RNA from Xiphophorus hellerii (green swordtail), 6305 nucleotides. RefSeq lists its product as uncharacterized. The coding region runs from base 5177 to 6004 and encodes 275 amino acids. The transcript is spliced from 8 exons. NCBI's taxonomy places the organism in Eukaryota, Metazoa, Chordata, Actinopteri, Cyprinodontiformes, Poeciliidae. The record is from RefSeq and is a predicted model, not a curated record. Gene Ontology annotation, molecular function: protein binding.
UCUGUGAAGAAUCAAUUUCCUCUGCUUUCUCCCAGUGCUAUCCAGAAACAACCAAUGAGAGGCAGGAGGCGGGUUUUAGGGCUGUCAGUCACAAUCUCAUGUGGCUGCUCCUCCUCCCUUCCCUUGCUCUGCAGCUAACGCAGCCUGUUGUGAAUGCUCAAUCUAGUUAGCAUAGCUAUGAAUGAUGGCAGUUAGACUAUUUUCCAGCAACGAUAAGUUGUUUCUCUGCCAUUAGCACAUUUAGUAGCAAGUGAAUGAAGUUGAUUGACAGCACUAAGACCCUCCUCCUGGUUGUGAUUGGUUGUUUUUGGCCAGAACAUAACCAGUAAUAGUAAUUCAGGGAGGAGGUGGAGGAGAUUGAUUGUAUUCACAGAUGAUCUGUCUCAUAACAAACUGUCACGACAUGGUAACUUACCUUAAGUUUGCUUAACUUAAGUUAACUUAGCUUAAGCUAAGUUAAAAAAAACUAACAAAAAACGAUUAAAUCCAGCGAACCGGGUCAGAACCGUUUCAAACCCGUUAAAAAGGAAACCCUGGCAUUGCUGUUGCUAUGGUAACAGCUCCUCCCCACACAUGUUGCUGCACACCAUCAGUCAGCUGGCUUAAAGAAUCCGUCGCCAUGACAACAACUUUUGACUAUUUCAUUUGCACAAAAACCAGAAAUCAUAACAAUGAUUUACCGGCAGAAGCAUCUGCUCCAACACACCUGAGUCAAAUGAAGGGCUGUUAGCAGGUCAGUUCAGAGCUGAUCCUGGUCUGUGGGAGUCAGGAUGCAUCUAAAUGUUGCAGGACGGUAGGACUGGACCUGAGCACCCUUGGUUUAGUAUUAUUGUUUAGCUGUUAGCAGCUAACGCUAGCCAAAAAGGCGUAGCAAGAGGUGUCGGGUGGUUAACCGAACAUUAAAACUGUAAUAAAAAAUCUGAAGGCCAUUUGAGUAAACAUUAUUUAGCUGCGGAGUCGUUUUCUCGACGUUUUUGGCUUUAGACGGCAUGAUGGGGAAAGUGGCUGUGCUGGCCCGGUGGCUUGAUCUAUUGCGAUCAAAGCUAACCCAAAAUGUUUCUGUCUUUACACACUAAAUAAUGACAUAGUGGCUGCUUUUUUAUUCUUCAUUAGUACAUCAUGUUGGUGACUGAAGCCUGUUAUGGCGACUUCUACACAUUUCUUCAGAAAUAACUUUUAAUGUUGUCCAGAAUGUUGCUGUAAGCUGGCUGAUUUCUAGAAUACCCAAUGACUAUGUGGUACUUAAUGUCUGAGUUACCUACUGUAAAUUUCUUGUGUCUUAGCAGAUGUCGUGAUAUGUCCCAGUGAGGCUUCCGUAGCCUGGGGGCAGACUGAUGAGCAUGCGCUGUACAUCUAGUAGUUGUCAGUCACACAGAGUUCUACAAGCUGCAAACGGGUCUAUGUGGAGUUCUUCAUAAAGAUAACCGUUCACGACAGCAGAUAAGUAGCAUUUCAAAAGCGCUUAUGAUAUAUAAACAAUUGGUGUUAAGACAUUUCAAAAAAAGCGGAAGAAAUCCUAUGUUUUUUUCAACAAUAACAAUAUUUGUUGUCAAGCUGUUGCUAAGAGACGAGUGUGUUUUCUGGUAACGAAGUGAAAAAAAGUAAAUCUCUGAUUUUAACUUUUGAAAAAAAUUUACCUACUGUAAAUUUCUUGUGUCUGAGCAGAUAAGUAGUAUUUCAAAAACACUUAUGAUUUAUAAACAAUUAGAGUGUUGAGACAUUUCAAAAAGAGCGGAAGAAAUGCUAUGUUUUUUGAACAACAACAACACUUGUUGUUAAGCUGUUGCUAAGAGACGAGCAUGUUUUCUACAAGGGAAUUUCACAAAACGGGGCAACAUACGAAUAAGACCGUCCCAUACAGCUGGCAUGGCUCGACUCAGGGAUGAUUGUAAAAUACCCGACCUGUCAGCCAACUCGCGCUGGAAUGUUCCGGUUGCAAGAAAUCCUAGGGUAGAGAGAGAACUUGAACCGGAACCGGCAGUGCACAGUUCCUUCUAGUUUCCCUCUGUAACGCGGGGGGUCAGUUCCAAGCACAGCUCCGAUAAAAUUGCCCUGGGUCUUCAUGUGCCAUCAGGUCAGUGCGAUCUCUGAACACACGCUCCCUCCGAAUCCUUCUGCUGGCGAUGUCCUCCAGAAGUGAAAAAGCUGCCACCUUCGACAAUUACGCACACCUUUGCGCAGCUAUUUAUGCACACGCGUGAUUGCCAACAACUUGUCCACUUCAAGAAUAAUCAAGCCUGACCUGUUUGGAGGAAAGGACGGCUGAUCCAACCCUAUUUUCUUCCUCUGUGAGAACGAAAGGAAACAAUAUGCAUUUUCUGUGCUUCGGCGCACAGACCGAUGCGCAGUUAAAUCUUUAUGUGACAAAAACUGAGGAUAUUUACUAUUUACAUUCGAGUGAGGUUUUCCCGGUCCUCUGUUUUUUGUGCAGUAGAUUAUUUUCUGAGGAGAAAUUUGGUUUGGUUGUAUAGUUUGCGUUUUAAUUAAUAAAACAAUACAAUCAUGACAUUGGAUUCAAUGCUCCUUUGUAUGGAGUCAGAUUUCAGUGUAUUUAGUUGAGUUUUGACGCUUUGUAGUUUGAUAUUGUCCACAGAGAAAGCUUGCGUGGCUGCCGCACAUUUUCACGCCAGCGACAAAGAUUGCGUAUAUUUACGCAAAGUUAAAUUUGAGAAAAUCCUGUUUUUUGAACAAUAACAAUAUCUGUUAAGCUGUUGCUAAGAGACGAGCAUGUUUUCUUGUAACGACUUGAAACGAAAUAUACAUUUGAUUUUUACUUUUGUAAAAAUUUACCUACUGUAAAUUUCUUGUGUCUGAGCAGAUAAGCAAUAUUUCCAAAGCGCUUAUGAUUUAUAAACAAUUAUAGUGUUAAGACACUUCAAAAGAGCAGAAGGAAUCCUAUGUUUUUUGAACAAUAACAUUUGGUGUUAAGCUGUUGCUAAGAGAUGAGCGCGUUUCCUGGUAAAAGAGUGAAGUAAACAUCUGGUUUUUACUUUUGCAAAAUUUUAUAUAAUAUAUACAAUAUAGGAAAUAGCGCCCCCUUCACUUUCGGAGUGCAAUGGCCCCAUUUCCAAAUAAGGUAUGAGACUACCAGAGGUCUGUCCCCGCCCCUUUCUGUUAGCUGCAGCGAGGUCCUCCUGGCUCCCUCUGGUGGAUGACUGGAAAAGGUGCGGGAAAAGAAACAAACCCCACAGAAAACCAAAAACCCCUCGCUUCCUAACAUACAUGUCCCCAGCAUUGCAGUAUCAACAAAGGUUGCCCGAUCAGAUUCUGAGCACCUAAUUGUAGUUUGUAAGUAGUUGACAAGGAGUAAUUUUUCUUAAAAACAGUAAAAAUUAAAUUAUGGGCAUAAAAAUAGUACUUGUUGUGAGUAAGCUGAAAACAUAACAAUGAAUGUCAAAUUAUAAUACAAAAUUCUAAUUUUCAAAAAUUAAUUUUGAAUUUAAAGUGUAUUGAUUGAGCUGCAGAUGCACUGUGCACACAAACCACGACAGGUACAAACAAAAACUUAAAACCAAAGAAGUGUCAGCACUUAAAAGUCACAAGUUCUGUUUCUUUUUCGUCAGAUUGAUCAUUUUUAAACAGGCUUAAUUAUGUUUUUCUUGUGUCAGAUUUUAAACUUUUCUCAAGUGCUGUAAGUUGCAUCUGGUUUUGAACUCUUGUUGUUGAAAUGUGCUAUACAAAUACACUUGAUUGACCAAUAACCCAAUCAACUUUUGUGUUAUCAAUCCAAUGCCGUCAAAACUGAUGGUGAUUAUGUCACUGAUGUGUUUGAAGAAGCUCUUCCAGGUACCGACAUCCUGGCGUCGGGAGAAAAACUACACCAGCUGGAGUCCCAGCCACUUAUUUCUCUUGACCUGGAUGGUCUCUCAAAUUUGCAGCUGGUACCAUCCAAAUUUGGGCCUGUGCCACAGGGCUCAUUGAUAUCUUACCUGCGCCCACCUGAGAAUGAUGCUACGGUAGCAUCAUUCUGCACCACAUGGCUCCUGUCUUCCCCUAUCUUCCUUCGACGCUGUGUAGUCUUCCGAACAUGUGUUCUGUGCCCACACUUGGUCAACUUAUGCGUCUUCAAGUGUCACUGGAAAUGUCUCGUGAAAUAGAGGCCAGAACCAAGGAGCAGCCCAGAUGUCCUGCGUGGGCACAGCUUCGACAACCAGGACUUACAGCUAACUGUUUCAGUGAAUCUGACAGAGGAGGCGUCUGCUGCCACAGCACUGGCAGCUCGGAUGAUCUGCCGCCCUGAAGACUGGCCUGCAGAUGGAGUCGGAGAUGCUGGCAAACUACACUGAGAUGUUGGGGGUCAACGUGUGGGACUGCGGGAUUCAUUGUUCGCCUUGACACAUCGUGUAUUGGCGCAACUCCAGCUGGCAGGGUGUAUGACCCAUCAGAACCACCCCCGUUUGGACUGGUGGAGGUAAAAAUCAGUGUGAAGAAGGACGUGCCUCAGAUUGCUCACCUCAAGAUUCAGGAUGGCUAAGCGAUUCUGAGGCGUUCACACGCAUAUAUGAUAUAUACAAGGUCAGCUGGCAGUCACUGGACUGGAAUGGUGCGGCUUUGUCACUGACACACUUACAACAAUAACUGCUGAGCUGCUGUGGCGUGAUGAGUCUUUCAGUGCUCAGAUGAAAUCUAAACUGGACAUGUUUUACUUCAACAUAUUCAUCAAUGUGAUUAUGUCAAUGUAAGAAUUAUAAAAUAUAUAACUUACUUUUUUGUUCCUCUGCAUUAUGAAUAUUCAGACUGCCAGCUUAGUGAAUCACUGUAAAUAGUGUAAAUUGUUUACAAUUUACAUUAUUUACAAGAACUCGACACUUAUGAAAACUUAUGAAAAACACAUAAAUGUGCCAAUUUCUUUAAAAUGAAAUUGUAUAAUUUUGGGGAAAAAUCAGUUAUUUUCCUGACUGUUACUGUCUUGGAACUUAUGUUUUAAAAAUGCUUUUUGAUAAGGUUGUCUUAAAUAUUUGCAACUAUUCUUGUUUUGCAGCAUAAUUGAUAUCAGUUUAUAGCGUGCAGUCAUAAAAUGUUAACUUAAAUAGUUAUGGAGUUUUUUUUGUUUGUACCAGAUAUUGUAAAUUGACUUGACUUGUGCUAUAUAAAUAAAUCUGACUGAUGGAACUGUCAUGUUUUUCUUCCCCAGUCACAUCUCCUACGAAUAGGAUUAUCCAUAUCUCCUGUUCUCAUGAUGGAGCGGCACUCCAUUGGAAUCUUCUGGAGGCAAACUGAGGCACAAGUAGGAGAACCAGACCAUGACUCUGCUACCCAGCAGACCCACACACAGGACAUCGAUGCUGUUCUGAGAAAGAUGGCUGCCUGGUUGGCUGGAUUGAAGGUGGAGGUGAAGCACUUACAGAGAGAAAAUGAAGCAAAGACAAAAGAGCUGUAUUCACUCAACCAACAGUACCAAGCACAGGAAAGACAGAUGAAAGAACUGCGGCAACAGAACCAAGUGCAGGCAACAGAACUGGCUACUGUUAAAGCCAAGGCAAGCUUCACCGAAAACAGAGUGGAAGCUCAGGCAGCAGAACUGGCUACUGUUCAGGCCAAGGUAGACAAUGCUGAAAACCAAGUGGAGGCUCUGAAGAGAGAGGGAGAAGCAAAACGUCUGGCUUUCUCUGCCUCUUUUUUGGCAUUGACUCCAGGAGACUUUGGACCAUUCAACACACACACAACUCUGGUCUUCAGACAUGUUGUUGCUAAUAUUGGAAGUGCCUACAACCCACAUACAGGGCUGUUCACUGCACCAGUGAGAGGAGCGUAUCACUUUGAGUUCUACAUAUAUGGACAUGGUUCUUCAAACCCUACAUCUGCUGUGCUGGUCAAGAACGGAGAGCAGAUCUUCACAGCAUGGUCAACUCAGCCUGCAGGUGGACAGAAGACUUCUAAUGGUGUCACGCUGCUGUUAGAUGUUGGAGAUGUUGUAUUUUUGCGCAUGUGGGCUAAUUCAAGAAUUCAUGACAAUCCAGAUCGUCACAAUACUUUUAGUGGUCAUCUGCUUUUCACCAUGUAGGCAUCUAGCAGGAUUUUUAUCAUGAUGUGUAAUGGGAACAAGGUCCAACUCACUAUAUAAUUGAUAUAUGUUAUUCCUAAUUUUCUGUGUAUAUUGAGAAGUUGGAAAAGUACAUUAACAGGAGUAUAUUUAUGUGAUGUGUUCAUGUGUGUUAAUUAAUUAUAUUUACGUUUUUGUAGUGUGCAUUUACAAAAACGUAAAAACUGCAUUCAGGAUGGCUACAGUUUCUCAACUUGUUUUUAAAUGAUUGUUUAUAUCACCUCUACCUCUUCUUCUUAAUGGCAAUAAAGAGUUCAUUGAA